UUGUGGAGGGCUGUUGCGCACUUCCGGUGGAAGCGCUGAGGAGCGGGGGUGGAGUUUACGGAGCCGGUGGGCGGUGGGCGGUGCUGCCGGUAGCUGGGUGCUGUCCAAAGGCUCUGGGCGUCGCUAGGGGAGCGAGCUGUGACCGGCUGGGCCGCACUUAGCGUGGGACGAAGCUUAGGCUACUGUUUGAUUACCUGAGGCCUUCCCCUCAUGUCGGCCCUCGAGAAGAGCAUGCACCUCGGCCGUCUGCCCUCUCGCCCACCUCUCCCCGGCAGCGGGGGCAGUCAGAGCGGAGCCAAGAUGCGAAUGGGCCCUGGAAGAAAGCGAGACUUCUCCCCCGUUUCUUGGAGUCAGUACUUUGAGUCCAUGGAAGAUGUAGAAGUAGAGAAUGAAACUGGCAAGGAUACUUUCCGAGUUUAUAAGAGUGGCUCAGAGGGUCCCGUCCUACUCCUUCUGCAUGGAGGAGGCCAUUCUGCCCUAUCCUGGGCUGUGUUCACGGCGGCGAUCAUUAGUAGAGUUCAGUGUAGGAUUGUGGCUUUAGAUCUGCGAGGUCAUGGUGAAACAAAAGUCAAGAAUUCUGAAGACCUGUCUGCAGAAACAAUGGCAAAGGAUGUUGGCAAUGUGGUUGAAGCCAUGUAUGGGGACCUCCCUCCUCCAAUUAUGCUGAUUGGACAUAGUAUGGGUGGUGCUAUUGCAGUCCACACAACAUCAUCGAACCUGGUGCCAAGCCUCUUGGGUCUCUGUAUGAUUGAUGUUGUGGAAGGUACAGCCAUGGAUGCACUUAAUAGCAUGCAGAAUUUCUUACGUGGUCGACCUAAAACCUUCAAGUCUCUAGAGAAUGCCAUUGAAUGGAGUGUGAAGAGUGGUCAGAUUCGAAAUUUGGAGUCAGCCCGUGUCUCAAUGGUUGGCCAAGUCAAACAGUGUGAAGGAAUUACAAGUCCAGAAGGCUCAAAAUCUAUAGUGGAAGGAAUCAUAGAGGAAGAGGAAGAAGACGAAGAAGGAAGUGAGUCUGUAAACAAGAGGAAAAAGGAAGAUGACAUGGAGACCAAGAAAGACCAUCCAUAUACUUGGAGAAUUGAACUGGCAAAAACAGAAAAAUACUGGGAUGGCUGGUUCCGAGGCUUAUCCAAUCUCUUCCUUAGUUGUCCUAUUCCUAAAUUGCUGCUCUUGGCUGGUGUUGAUAGAUUGGAUAAGGAUCUGACUAUUGGCCAAAUGCAAGGAAAGUUCCAGAUGCAGGUCCUACCCCAAUGUGGCCAUGCUGUCCAUGAGGAUGCCCCAGACAAGGUAGCCGAAGCUGUUGCCACUUUCCUGAUCCGGCACAGGUUUGCAGAGCCCAUCGGUGGAUUCCAAUGUGUGUUUCCUGGCUGUUAGUAACCUGCUGUCCGUCCCUCCCCAACAUUGAGCUCUGUUGUAAAUACAUCGCACCAGAGGCCACUGUGAUGCCGCUGUCUCCUCCUCACCAUCCUGCCCGACCAUGUGACACCGGCUCCCUAUCGACGGGCUUCCCCAGAUGUACAAACCCUUUUGUGUAUUCCUGCCGAAAGCAUUGUUAUCCAGGGCCUUUGACCAACCUCGACCUCCUUAGUCCAAGGCUCCCCAACUCCCACCCCUUCCCUGUUCAGGGGUAGCCCCUACCUAUUCUCCCUGCCUUGCCUAGGGUGAAGCCUCCAUCAGAACUGUCACCCUGGGCCCUUAUUCCUGGUAUUAGGCAGUGUACCUGGGUCCAAAUGUCUCUCCAGGCUCAGGGACCUCCAUUCCUUGAGAUUGUUCUUGGCGUGGUCCUGCCCUACCUCAUGGGAUGGACCAUGCACAGGGUGGUCCUUAUUUUCCCCUUUCAAAUAAAAUGCCAGUCAGGUACCUUUUUACCCAGUCUUACUCUUCCAGGCUUGGAAGACCCAGAGAGGCCAGGAUGCCAUCCUUAGGAAUAGGGAGGGGUGGUGGA
This is a messenger RNA of Lontra canadensis (Northern American river otter), 1942 nucleotides long. RefSeq names its product protein phosphatase methylesterase 1 (gene PPME1). NCBI's taxonomy places the organism in Eukaryota, Metazoa, Chordata, Mammalia, Carnivora, Mustelidae. The coding region runs from base 211 to 1371 and encodes 386 amino acids. Gene Ontology annotation, molecular function: protein methylesterase activity. The transcript has 14 exons. Gene Ontology annotation, biological process: protein demethylation. The record is from RefSeq and is a predicted model, not a curated record.